Messenger RNA from Pocillopora damicornis (cauliflower coral), 3347 nucleotides. RefSeq names its product solute carrier family 12 member 9. The record is from RefSeq and is a predicted model, not a curated record. Lineage: Eukaryota; Metazoa; Cnidaria; Anthozoa; Scleractinia; Pocilloporidae. Gene Ontology annotation, cellular component: membrane. Gene Ontology annotation, molecular function: potassium:chloride symporter activity. Gene Ontology annotation, biological process: chloride transmembrane transport; cell volume homeostasis; chloride ion homeostasis.
GUUAGGAUAAUCAGAGGUCAGACGGAAAUCAUCAGACCUCUGAAAAGGUGAAGCCUGUUCAGCAGCAAAAUGGCCACUUUUUCUGGAUCACCGAGACCGCUGAUGGGAAGAUAUACCUUGCUUCCCUCUGCGUCGUCUUGGGAAACUGUUUCAGAAGAGGCUGAGGGCAGUUUAGGAAUGACAGAAGGUUACUCUCUGAUGCUAUCCAAUCCAUUGAGAAAUAUUGGUGAAGAACAAAGUUCACAGAAGUAUAUGUCUGUGACAGCAGAAGAGCCAGAGCACAGAAAAAAAUUGUCAACUUUUUUUGGUGUUGUGGUACCAGUCACCCUAUCCAUGUUUUCAGUAAUUUUAUUUUUGCGUCUUGGCUUUGUUGUUGGUCAGGCUGGCUUAGUAUUGUCCAUUGGCAUGUUCGUAAUUGCUUACUUUGUAGUAGGCUUAACAAUACUGUCCAUCUCAGCUAUUGCUACAAAUGGUGCAGUCAAGGAGGGUGGAGCCUACUACAUGAUUAGUCGUACAUUAGGUCCAGAAUUUGGGGGAUCAAUAGGAGUUAUUUUUUACUUCGCUAAUAUCUUUGCCUCUGCACUCUAUCUCCUGGGUUUUGUAGAAGCCUUGCUGAACAAUUUUCAGGAAUCAUCUCCAAACAUUUUCCGUUCAGGGACAUGGUAUUCAUUUUUGUAUGCAUCAAUAGUCCUGUUCUUUUGCCUAAUAGUUUGCCUGAUUGGUUCAGGAAUGUUUGCAAAGACAUCAUUUAUCAUCUUCCUAGCUGUUAUGGUUGCCGUUUCAUCUUCAAUUGUUAGUUUUCUCAUUGUCAAGCACAAAGAUGGCAUAUCACCAGGAGUACAUUCAGGGCAUAGCCCUACCAAGAAUGUUACAUACAGAUACUCAGGUUGGAAUUCUACAACUUUACACAAAAAUCUUUGGCCUAACUUCACUAAAGACUAUACAACUGAGGAACAUCAGACUUCUCUGACAGUGUUUGGAGUUCUCUUCAAUGGGGUUACUGGAGUCAUGGCUGGUGCUAACAUAUCAGGAGAUUUGAAAAAACCUGGAUAUGCUAUACCCUUUGGUACCCUUGGUGCAAGUGUUUUUACAUUUAUUGUAUAUUUGCUCCUAGUGGUUUUUACGAGUGCUACGUGUCCCAGAUCUUUACUACGAAACAAUUACAACUAUCUUAAGGAAAUAAACAAAGUGGAAUGGUUGAUCACUAUGGGAACAUUUGCUGCUACUCUUUCAGCUGCUCUCAGCUGCCUUAUAGGUGCCUCAAGAAUUCUACAAGCUAUUGCUAAAGAUGAUUUACUAGGUGUCAUACUACGUCCAUUUAGCAAAGUCACCCACAGAAAUGGAGAACCUCUAAGAGCUGUUCUAAUGUCAUGGUUCUUUGUUCAGUCAGCGCUUAUGGUGAUUUUGUUUGUGGUGAUUUCUCUUCGUACACCUCCCACCCCCUGGGGAGAUGUGUCACAAGCUUUGAUCUACCAUCAGGUCAGAAAGUACCUCCUUCGAUUAGACCUAAGAAAAGACCACGUGAAAUUCUGGAGACCUCAGGUGCUGUUGUUGGUGUCCAAUCCACGCUCUGGUUACCCCUUGAUAGACUUUGUUAAUGACAUAAAGAAGGGCGGUCUUUAUAUCCUUGGCCAUGUCCAAGAGGGUGAAUUUGAUGCUCAGUUAUUGAGAGGACAAAAGCGCGAACUUACAACCUGGCUAAAUUUCGUUGAUUGUACGGAAAUAAAGGCUUUUGUGGAGCUGACUAUUGCACGAACGAUACGUGCUGGUGCGCGAAACUUGCUUAUGGCGUCUGGAUUGGGUGGAAUGAAACCAAACACUCUAAUCUUAGGGUUUUACGAUCAUGAGCUCCCUGUGGAGAGUUUUUCUCGUGGAAUCUUCAGGAAACCAAGACUUCCGUUCAUGAGGGUGCAAAAGAAAGAUGAAAUUUACCGCAGUGUACAGUUACAACUCCCACCACUUCGAACGCACCCUGGACAUCAGAAAAUGACAUUAAAGGACUAUGUAGGAAUUAUAAAGGAUGCGGUUUUAAUGGACAAAAAUGUCUGCAUAGCCAGAAACUUUGCUCAACUGGACAAGAACGCUCUCGGCAGGGAAGGAUACAUUGAUGUGUGGCCAAUGAAUACGACAGUGGUGGGAGAAGGUGAGGCCCUGUUGUUAAGUCUUAAGUCUACAAAGGUUAAAACAUUAAAGAAGGUUCUAGGUCCUUAUGAUUUCACGUUCCUCCUAACGCUCCAGUUGAGUUGUGUUCUUCAUAUGGUACCAUUCUGGGAGAAUCGGUCCAAACUUAGAGUCAUGCAGAUCGUGGAGACUGAAGAUGAUGAAGGAAACCACCAAACACAGCACAGAACUCUAACAAAUCUUCUCAAAGAACUUAGAAUUCCUGCAGAAGUUCGGAUGAUUCACGUUACACAAGAAUCUCUUUCUCUUACAAGAAAUGCUGAUGGACUAGCGCCCUCUACCAACUGGUAUCGAACAGUGAAUCAGCUCAUUAGAAUUCACUCAACAGACGCAUUCGUUGUAUUUACUGGUCUUCCCCAUCCUCCUAACGAGGAAAACAUGGCUCAGCAAUUUAUUCAAGACAUAACUGUGCUGUCAGAUAACCUUCCUCCGGUUAUGAUGGUGUACGGAAAAUCAAAAGUAGUGUCAACAUCAUUAUAAACCGCAUCUUACGUCUUACUCAGUACCUCCUGAGAGUGAGAAUAACAACAUCCUAGGUUAUGAUCAAGACUGGGCACUUUACAAAUACUAGGGGAGAUGGGAGGCGCUUUUCUAGCACAGAACCGGAAAAAUUAUUUUCUUGUUGUCUCUGUUUACAACACUCAUGUGGAUUGGUACUGCAAUAUUUGACAAACACUGAUUUGAGAAGGAAUAACAGGAUUAGGAAGUAAUUAGCACUGUUCCCUGCUGGGAAAAUACUGGCUUUAAAGGCACUCAAUGACUGUAGAGAAAUUUUGUAGAACAUUUGCAUUUUCUUUCUUUCUGCAGGGUUUUUUAGUUUAUUUGUUCUGUUUUCAAUAAACCUACCUGUAAACAAAGCCAGAUCUUGCAAACAUUUUAAACUUGCUUUUAUGCUAAAGUAUGAAUUAUGUAUUGAAUCAACAUUACUGUAUAGCCUAAAAAGGAAAUAUUCUAUGAUUUAUUUAUACACUGAUUUUGUAGAUGACAGUGGACAAUAUAUAUAUUUGUACGUAUUAAGUUUAGUAGAUAAGUUAUCUGAAAUUGUUGUAAGUGCAUUGCAGUUAUGUUUUUAAUGCAAUGUUCUGUUACCUUUAGAAGAGUAAACUAGUCCACAAAUCUUUAAAUUCUAAUUAAAGCCAUUUCAGUAGGUAAAAUGACUACAAGUU